AUUAAAUUCAUAAUUCAGUAUAGCUAGAGAUUCCGUAAGAUGAUCAGGUUCGCCAUUUUGUUAACUGUUGUCUGUGCCAGUGUUCGAGCUUUCAGUAUCCAAGACAAAGAAGUUCAUCAACCACCGCUCUUCAACUUGCAAGACACUGAGGAUCUGCAACCUCCUCCAGAAUCCGAUGUCCUAGUAAAAGAGUUUAUUUUACCGCCUGGUUGGAUUCGAUGUUCACCUACUACCUGCUGUCUGAGUAAAUAUCGUUGCGGACCACUGUACAUUUGUCUUGACCCUAUUACUAACAGGUUUGCGACUAACACGGAACCCUGCUUGUAA
Messenger RNA from Nezara viridula (southern green stink bug), 327 nucleotides. Lineage: Eukaryota; Metazoa; Arthropoda; Insecta; Hemiptera; Pentatomidae. The record is from the annotation of a GenBank genome assembly.